AUAAGUAUGAUUAUAUUUAUACAAGAUAUUUUAAACAUUCUUUGAAAUCAUUUUUCUGAUGUGUAAUAAUGUUAUUUGUUUGCACAAUUUCUAAAUCAUUUUUCAAACGAUCCAGUGAAUCUGGAGCAUGCUGCUUCAACUAUUACAAGAACAAAAAUGGUCAUUGCAUACAGUGUCCCUUUGGUACUUUUGGUUCGAACUGUAGUGGACUUUGUCCGUCUGGAUACUAUGGAAUGUUAUGUCAAGAGAUAUGUUCUUGUGAGGAAGACAUUUGUGACAGAGAAGUCGGUUGUCCACCACAGACAGAUUGGUCUAUUCCAUCUUCCCCUACUUCAAAAUCAGUCAAGAAAAUUUUGCCGACUGGUAUGAUGUCGUCCUCAUAUUGGAAAAACACACUCUUCACAGUAAUGGGGUCUAUUGGAACAAUUUUUGCUAUCAUGAUGAUGUACGCUGUUAAAAAAUGGUUCAUUAAAAUGAAAGCCCGAGGUGUUGGCAGCCGCAUAAGUAUAUCAGAAAAUACGCUUGGAAAUAACAUUACCUUGCGAUACACAAAUAAUGAAAGCAUUCAAAAUGUUAACCCCACCAACAGUUAUACGGGGUUAUUGGUAGCAAACAGGGCAAUACACGAAGAAAAAUUAAGAAAUAUAACACCUGGUAAUGGUACCAGACUAAAUAUUAACGAUGAACCUUACAAGGAAAACAAGGUUGAAAUCACUGAAAAUAAAACUGAAAAUCUAGAUAACGAGUACCAAGAUGCUUGGUCCGAUGAAAACUUCAUAAAGAUUAAAACAUUAGGCGAAACUUCAGGGGGCUCAAACUUGACAUCCUCACGAAUGAACAAUGGUGUGAAUAUAAAGAUUAGGCCCUACAGUUCCGUUAAAUACAAUAGAAAAAACAACGUGAGAGAGGCUGCAGGUGAGAUGAAUUCGGUCUGCAACAAUAUUGGUGAUACCUCUAGGGUAGGAGAUGAGAACCAAGGAAAAGAAGAGGAUACAAAAACCGAUUUUGUGGUAGAUUUCGGUGGUAUGCGUUCAGGAAAAGAAGAUGCUUCCCCGGAGUUUCUUGAAUACGAAGACCUGAACGUUCUAAUGGCGGUCCAGCCAGAACAUUAUACAGAUUUAACUUUCCCGAACGAAAAUUCUUAUUCAGAAAUCAAUAAAAACAGAGAGAUAAAAGAAAGAAAAUUUUGUUCAAAUGGACAUUUAUAUGAAGCCGAAAAUAUUGUUGAAUCGACAGAAAUGUAUACAGUUCCGAAUUUUUCUGGGAGAGAAAGCAUUCUGAAUGAAGAUUCCUCUGCGACAAAUUCAAAAGAAGACAACAUGUUCAAUGAAGGAGAGACGAUAACUGAGGAAAAUUGGAGCCUUUACGAAGACGUAGCAAUCUUUUGACUCUACAAUUAAGCUCGUCUUUUAACCUUGUACAGUUAAAAACCAAUGUUUGUAUAGUUAC
Saccostrea cuccullata (small rock oyster) is the source of this 1449-nucleotide messenger RNA. RefSeq lists its product as uncharacterized. The transcript is spliced from 7 exons. Bases 69 to 1388 code for a protein of 439 amino acids. Lineage: Eukaryota; Metazoa; Mollusca; Bivalvia; Ostreida; Ostreidae. The record is from RefSeq and is a predicted model, not a curated record.